Messenger RNA from Wallemia mellicola CBS 633.66, 1830 nucleotides. RefSeq lists its product as hypothetical. Bases 1 to 1830 code for a protein of 609 amino acids. NCBI's taxonomy places the organism in Eukaryota, Fungi, Basidiomycota, Wallemiomycetes, Wallemiales, Wallemiaceae. The transcript is spliced from 7 exons. The record is from RefSeq and is a predicted model, not a curated record.
AUGGCGUCAAGGUCGACAGUAAAUCUGAACAACUACGAGCAACAGGAUGAAGAAGCUGGAGAGGAAUACGCAAUGCUUCCAAACUCAUCAUCACGUACACCUUUGAAUGGCACUAGGAGUGAUGGUUAUUCUCCCUUAUCUGGUACUGCAGCAGCAUCUAAGAAACCAUGGGGUAAUAAGCGUAAGGCAUUGAUUUUCGUAGGAUUGUCUUUCGUAUUUGGAUUCAUUAUUCACAUCGCCUACACAUUAGCAACAGAUUUCAAGAGUAAUAGAAGUGAUGUUUCAGGCCCUUCAAAGGCUAUACUCGAUAAUGAGAAUCUCUCAAGUGACCCUAUGUCAUUCGUACCGGGUCAUUCUAAGAACAAAUCUAAGCAGGACCUCAAAGAUCUCGUUCAGAGCACAAAUGGUUACUUCAUUAGAGAUUUCAGUGUCUGGUUAGGCUGGAACAAUAUAAGAUACAUCAUUGAAAGUAGUCUAUUACAUGCUCAAAUACUCAACAGAACAGCUAUAUUACCAGGUUACGUUUAUGCACGUGCUUGCGAGUUCGAUCAAGCUACCUGUGGUGCUUUCGCAGAGCAGGUAAAUCGUGGUAAAGCUACUGGUGACCCUGAAUGGAAUGAUCUCCCUGAAUCAGAGCAACAAGGUUGGAAGAUACCACUUGGAGUUAUGGUCGAUUUGGAUCAUCUCUCAGAAACUUACAAAAAUUUCAUGACACUUGAUGAAUACUUUGAUCUUGAAGGCCUUAGUGCUGAUGUAAUGGCAACGAAUGGUCAAUGGCAACAACAUUACAACAAUGGUAACAAAUACCAUGCUAUAGAAAACGAUCAAUGGGAUCCUCCAAAUAUCGUCAGGGUGGAUAUCGUCGGCGAGAAACCAGAAGCAGAUCCAAAAGCAGUACCAGUUGGUCUUACUGCAGCAGAUGUUGAAGAGAUCUUCGGUGAAGAAGUCCUGAUCGAUUGGCCAUAUCUCCGUGUCGCUUUACAAGCGCGUGGGUUCAAGAUGCCGGAAGAUAGUACAGGUGCACUUGCUGCUCUCGGUUAUCGUCUACUCUAUACCUAUGAUCAAAUUCAGGGUAUGGAUUUCCUCAAGAGUCCUAUCAAUCCUAUCACUCAAGUAGCUAAAGAAUCAUCUCUUCGCGGUUUAUAUGAAGAUGGGUACAACGUGAAGUCUAAAUUAUUUCACGUAAAGGGUGAAAUACAUCUUUACAGACGUGCUGGAUCUUUAAGAUUCACCACUCCAGAAGCCAGAGACAACUUCAAAGAGAUUAUUUUGGAGUACCUGAAGCCAUUGCCUAGAAUAUAUCAAGUAGCUACAAUUGUUGAUGCACGUAUGCGCGAGAUGAAUCAAGGAAGAGCUUGGGCUUCUGCACAUAUGCGUAGGGGUGACUUUGAAAGCCACGGAUGGGCAAUGGAGGCAAACUUCAAAGACCAUCUUGCUAGAAUUAUGAAUCACUUGGAUAGUGGUAUUGAUGUUAUCAAUAAGAAGCCAAAAUACCUUCACAAAAUACCUGGCGAGGAUACAUUGCCCGGAUUACCUAAAAAAGGAGACCACUUCUACAUAGGUACUGACGAGCGCAAUACUACUAAUUUAGAGUAUCUGAGAUCCCAAGGUGGUGUACUCUUGUCCGAUAUACUGACACCAACGGACAGAGACGAGAUUGGACCAAUGGGAUUAUUCACAGAUGUGCUAGCUUUACUUGAUCAAGUUAUAAUGUCAGAAGGUGCAUAUUUCUAUGGACACGCGUUGUCAUCAGUUGCUGGUGGUGUAGUAAAUUUCCGCACAGCAGCGGGGUAUGAUGAGAAGUGCACGCUAGUGGCUUUCUUUACAUAG